Messenger RNA from Ipomoea nil (Japanese morning glory), 2626 nucleotides. RefSeq names its product pentatricopeptide repeat-containing protein At4g02750-like. The record is from RefSeq and is a predicted model, not a curated record. Gene Ontology annotation, biological process: RNA modification. NCBI's taxonomy places the organism in Eukaryota, Viridiplantae, Streptophyta, Magnoliopsida, Solanales, Convolvulaceae. Gene Ontology annotation, molecular function: protein binding; RNA binding. The coding region runs from base 86 to 1816 and encodes 576 amino acids. The transcript has 2 exons.
CUCUUUUAUGUAGCCUUGAGAUUAAUGUUUUUAUGGUCUGCUCUAGGCCUCUAGUUCUUUGCUAAUUCCCAUAAUACCACUUCUAAUGUCCAUAAGAUCAAAGCUCCAUUCCCUCUGUUGGAUUCAACCUUAUUCUUCCCGCAACUCCCCCAAGCUCUCAUCUUUUUCGGCCCACCAUAUUUACUCCUGCAAUCUCAAGAUUGUGGAGUUAUCUCACUCAGGGAAGAUCCAAUCUGCCCGCAAGCUGUUCGAUCAAAUGCUCGAAAGAGAUGUUGUGUCUUGGAAUUCAAUGAUCACCGCGUACUGGCAACAUGGGCGUCUGGACCAAUCCAAGAAACUUUUUGUGUCCAUGCCGAAGAGGAAUGUGGUGUCUUGGAAUUCAAUGAUUGCUGGUUGUGUACACAAUGAUUGCUUAGAUGAUGCUUGCCUGUACUUCAGCACCAUGCCUGAGAAGAACCUUUCCUCAUGGAAUGCAAUGAUUGCUGGGUUCAUCAAGUAUGGCAUGGUGGAUGAAGCUAGGAGCUUGUUUGAGCAGAUGCCAAGGAGGAAUGUCAUUUCCUAUACUGCCAUGAUAGAUGGAUAUAUGCAGAAAGGAGAAGUUGACAAGGCUAGGGCGUUGUUUGAUUAUAUGCCAACAAAAAAUGAAGUUUCUUGGACUGUGAUGAUAAGUGGAUAUGUAGACAACAAUAGGUUUGAUCAGGCAAAGAAUUUGUUUGAGCAGAUGCCAACUAAGAAUAUUGUUGCUAAAACUGCCAUGGUAGUAGGGUUCUUCAAGGAGGCUCGCAUGGACGAAGCAAAGAUACUAUUUGAUGGGAUUUCUUCUAAAGAUACUGUUGCCUUUAAUGCAAUGAUAGCAGGUUAUGUGCAAAAUGGAUGCAAUGAGGAGGCGUUGAAUUUACUCGUUCAAAUGUUGAGGAUGUGUCUACAGCCAGAUAUUUCCACUGCUGUUUCAGCUCUUAAUGCAUGCUCAAAUCUUGCAUCAAUAGCUAUAGGGAGACAAAUGCAUUCAUUGAUUCUUAAAACUGGGUUGGAAUCCAAUUUCCCGGCAUGUCAUGGUUUGAUUACCAUGUAUGGUAAAUGUGGUAGCAUUCUUGAUUCUGAAUUCGCUUUUGAACUUAUCACCAACCCAGACCUUGUUUCUUGGAACACCAUCAUAGCUGCCUUUGCGCAACAUGGCCUGUAUGAGAGAGUCGUUGCAUUCUUUGAGCGGAUGGUAUCCAAAGGACAUGAACCGGAUGGGAUAACGUUUCUCAGCUUAUUGUCUGCUUGUGCGCAUACAGGGAUGGUUAAAGAGAGCAUGUUUUGGUUUGAUUCAAUGGUUAGAACCUACAAACUUAGUCCCCAGUCUGAGCACUAUGCUUGUUUGAUUAACAUUUUAGGGCGAGCAGGCGAAUUGGAGAAAGCUUUCCAGAUCGCCCAAGAGAUGCCUUUCAAAGCUGACUCUGCUGCUUGGGGUGCUCUUCUUGCAAGCAGUUUUGCUCACUCAAAUUUGGAACUGGGAAUGCUCGCCGGGGAGAAAAUCGUGGAACUGGGUUCUCGGAAUUCAGCAUCAUAUGUUAUGUUGUCUAACAUAUAUGCUGCAGCUGGGAUGUGGGGGGAGAUCUCAAGAAUGAGAGGCUUGAUGAAAGAGCAAGGGAUUAAGAAGCAACCUGCUUGCAGUUGGACUGAAAUAGAAAGUAAAGUCCAUUGCUUUUUGGGAGGUGAUUCUUCUCAUCCUAAUAUGCAAGAAAUUCAUUCAACAAUCAAGCAGAUCAACUUGCAGAUGAAAUCGCAAAAGGACUUUCUAAUUGGUAACUUUUUCCUGGAUAUUUCUUAGCUGAAAUGCAUUGCUAUUGACAUAUCCCCUAAGCAAAUCAGCAGCUGGGAUUUGGACACUGGAGUGGUAUUACCAAACCAACAGAUGGUGAAACAUGGAGAGCAAGCAUUAAGCAGAGCAACCGAGCAAGUUCAAUCUGGUUUAGUGCCCUGAGGCAUAGCUCAGUGGUCGAAAGGUUGAGUGUGGGUGGAGUGAUCCAACGAAUACCCCGGGUUUGAAUCCUCAAUGGGAGAGGAUAUCAAUCUUAGGGCAAAAAGCAAGCACUCAGAUCUUGCGUCACUAAGAUACAUCCCGUGAUUUAAUUACCUCCUCUCACAAUCCUCCGGGCAGGGAGUGAGGGGCCCUCAAGUUGAGGGUUUAAACCUAGUAGAAAGCUCGCCCCUGAUGAAUUAGCCGAACCAGCACUCCACCUGCCAUUGUCUUGAUAGAUGAGGUAAAUUAAAUUAUGAGAUUUGAUUCGAUUUACAGUUCCUCAAAAUGCUUGUAAACCAAACAUUUUGUCUAUAUUUGGUGAAAAAUGAAUGCCAAAGUCUGUCAUUCAGGUAGACAACUUCUGUGCUUAGGUUGAUUUCUCCAAAACCAAGCAUGCAGUUAAUAGAACAGUCCAUUCUACUAGCCCACUUUGACCAUACUAUUGCUAUCUAAUACAACUACUAGUGAAUUUUCUGAUGUUUCAGUUUAAUUAUCAAACUUUUUAGCAUUCAUGCACGUUUAAUUUCAUAUAUAAUGCUACUUUAUUAUAUAUUUGAAGCCAUGGUUGAGACAAUCUAACAGUCCUUGAUAUAUACAAAGACUUGUAAGUUGUUAGCA